AUGUCAAGAGACGGCACAAAAAACGCGAAAUCAUAUAUGAAUGAACAAGCAGCAAAGAAAGUUCCAAGCAAGCCAAAAGGACGCUCAUUUUGUUGUUCCAUGUUUGUUUAUACAUUUGUUUUUGUGUCGGGUGUUGUUGUUGCAACGAUCUUACCUGACUUAGUCGGUCAUCAUUUUAAACAACCCUAUGGCAAGGAAUAUGGUGUUAUGGUUGAACAAGUUUUUAAAGAUUUACCUAAACAUCUAAAUCGUUUAAGUGAAACAGCUGUGGUGCUUGGCCGUGAUUUAGCCAAUCGUGUUUGGGACCUUAAAGAUGAACUCGCACGACGAGUUGAAAGUUUCAGUAAUCAAAAUCCUGAUGCAGCCAAAACAAAAUCAGCUACUCAACGUCCAACAACUCGGACAACAACUCGUCCCAGUACUAAAUGA
Rotaria socialis is the source of this 429-nucleotide messenger RNA. Lineage: Eukaryota; Metazoa; Rotifera; Eurotatoria; Philodinida; Philodinidae. The record is from the annotation of a GenBank genome assembly.